This is a messenger RNA of Ostrinia furnacalis (Asian corn borer), 1443 nucleotides long. RefSeq names its product WD repeat-containing protein 3. Gene Ontology annotation, cellular component: Pwp2p-containing subcomplex of 90S preribosome; small-subunit processome. Lineage: Eukaryota; Metazoa; Arthropoda; Insecta; Lepidoptera; Crambidae. Bases 1 to 1419 code for a protein of 472 amino acids. The transcript is spliced from 10 exons. Gene Ontology annotation, molecular function: snoRNA binding; protein binding. Gene Ontology annotation, biological process: maturation of SSU-rRNA. The record is from RefSeq and is a predicted model, not a curated record.
AUGGAGUCCGGCGACAGAAAUGCGCUAGUAGGCUGCGCGGACGGUUCGCUCCUCGUAGUUGAUGUAGGCGCCGGUCGGAUAUUGGAACAGAUACCAGCGCACGAGAAUUCGUGUAGCUGUGUGGGACUCACGCCUGACAUGUUGGGUUGUUACUCAGGUGGAGGCGACAAAACAGUGAAGUUAUGGCAAUUUGAACUUAUCGAAGACCCUACUGGCGAGUCAAAAGCUAAGGUCUUAUCACUCUUACACACGAGAACAUUGGAAUUGGAGGAAUCAGUAUUGUGUGUGAAAAUUAGCCCAAACAACAAGUUCAUAGCUGUCGGCUUGCUAGAUUCCACAGUCAAAAUAUUUUUCCUUGACAGUUUUAAGUUCUACCUUUCCCUAUACGGACACAAGCUCCCCGUCCACUGCCUAGACAUCAGCUAUGACUCAAACAUCAUCGCGACCGGUUCAGCCGACCGCAACGUCAAGAUAUGGGGCAUGGACUUCGGCGACUGCCACAAGUCAAUAUUCGCGCACAACGACUCCGUGACGUCACUGCAGUUUGUGCCGAGCACACACUACUUCUUUACGACGUCCAAAGACGGCAAAGUGAAACAGUGGGAUGCUGACACGUAUGACAACAUCAUCACCCUCAAUGGCCACGCAGGCGAGUGCCACGGCGUGAGCGUGGGCGCGGGUGGAUUGCACGUGGCGUCUUGCGGGACGGACCGCGCGCUGCGGUUGUACGCGCGAACUGAUGAACCGCUCGUGCUGGGAGAUACCGACGAGCAGGAGGAAGGCCUGGCUACGGGAGACACGCACGCUCCUGUGCCCGGUCUUCCGGGACUGAAUAUGCCCACGAAAAAAACGAUCGGAGCUGAAAAAGCGGCGGACUCGAUCCUGGAGUGCCUGACGAUAGGCGCGGAGUACAAGAAGGAAGCGGCGGCGGCGCCUGGGCAAGCGGUCCAGCCGCCCGCGCUUAUGCUCGCAUACAACUGUUAUAGUGCUGAAGACUUCCUGGCUGAGACUGUUAAGAAGAUCCGCUCUAGCGAUCUCGAAGAAGCCCUCCUGCUCUUACCCUUCAGUGCAGCGUGUCAAAUAGUCCGUAUGCUGCCCAAACUCCUCGACCGAGGCGACAACGCUGAAUUAUUCUGUCGUCUCGCGAUAUUCCUGCUGAAGGUCCACCACGCGCCGCUUGUGGCCAACCAGCGCUUGCUCAAGCACAUGAUCCAGAUACAAGCUAAGGCGGCUAUGAGGCUCGGCGAGCUUAGGGACAUGGUGGGCUACAACGUGCACGCUCUCCAGUGGUUGCAGCGCGAGGCAGAGGCGGCGGACAGCGAGCAACUGUUCCGCGACGCGACGGCCGAGCGACGCACGCGCGACAAGCGCCGGCGCACAAGGCAGGGGCUCAAGCGGCCUAUUGUCACUGUUACUUAAUUUUGUAAAUAAAUAUAUCGUAUA